AACUGGAAAUUGUGACAGAUUUUUGUGACGGAAUAAAUCUGUCACUAUUUAUGAUGGAAUUGUGAUAAAAUUGUGACAGAAUUUGAAGUUUGUGACGGAUUUGUGACGGAAAAAAAUAAUUUAAUUUUCUUUUGUUUAGCUGAUUUUUAUGACAGAAAAGUGACGGAGUUGUAACAGAUAUUAGUGACGAAUUUAGAUUCCGUAACAAAUUACUUUUUAGUAACAAAAUUGUGACGGAUUUGUCCGUCACUUAUAUUUGUGACGGAACAGGCCGUCACAAAUAAAAAAAUAUGGAUAACCGUCACAAUUCCGUCACAAAGCUGUGACGGAAUUGUGACAAUUAUUCCGUCAAAAAUUAAGUGACAAUUAUUUCAUUUAGGCAAAUCGUAUCUCUUCGUCCUUACUCUUCUCAUUCUAACUUUUAGGGUUUGUGUAUUAUAUGGCCUACUCUUAUCAGUAAUCAUUCCUGAUUAGGCUUAACAAUCUUCCCUACUCUUCGUCCCUACUCUUCUCUCUUCCCUUUUAAAUUGCAUUUUCAUUUUGAGAAAUCCACCAUGGAGCGUUUUGAAUUUGUUAAUCCGUCUGGUCUAUUGCAGCAACACCGUCAUGGAGGUUUCUCGUUUAUUUAGAAGCGUUUCUCGUUUAUUGUUGUUAGGCUAUCAAACUUUUAAUAUUCCGAUGAUGACUCAUUACCGGAAGGAUGGACUGUUAAAGUCAAAGUAACAACCGCUGGUAAAAAGUACAAGUGGGAGGAGAGACUCUGGACCCGUUUGUUAUUUUAGCUAAGCCUACAUGUUGCGUUGGGUGAUUUUUGGAUUCCAGAGUUGAAGCAUUAUGCACCUGGUGUCCCAAUUGUUCUUGUGGGGACAAAGCUUGCCUUGCAGAUUUCUUACUAAAGUUUAGAUUGGAUAAGCUCUUUUACUUAUAUUCGGGAUGACAAGUAAUUCUUCAUAGAUCACCCUGGUGCUGUGCGUAUUACUAUAGCUCAGGUAAAGAUAAGUCUCGUGUUACCAUAAAUACUAUUAUUAUCUUUGCUCUAUUGGAAAUAAACCUGAAUUUAUUAUGCCUUUCUUCUCUAUAAUAACGAGAUCAUUCUAGAUCUUCUAUAUUAUGAUAUGUAUUUGAAUUAGUCAUUAUUAGUGCUAUUUGAUUUUAUGAGCUGAAUGAAAUGAUUUUUGUUUUCAGAUAUGAAGCCUAAUUUCAUAAGGACAACAUCACUAGAAAAAGAAGCGUCAUCAAGAUUACGGCACAAACCACCAGCACUAUCUCUAGCACCACGACAAAAACUACCAGCACUAUCUCUAGCACCACGACAGAAACAACCAGCCCCACCACCAGCCGCACAGCAAGCACCACCAGCAGCCCCACCGCAAGCACAACCAGCAGCCCCACCUCGUGCAACCUCAUCAGCCCCACCACGUGCAGCCUCAUCAGGCCCAUCUUUAGCACCACCAGCAUUUGAGGAUGAUAAUUUAGAGAGUCCUUCUCCUUCUAUAUCAUCAAAUCUAAGUUAUCACGGAUACAAUCGCACUCCUCACAUACAUGUAGAGGCAAAGAGUUUACUUCCUGACGCCCAUGGUAUAGCUCGAAACAUCGGCUGUGCAUUUCAAGAGAAACAAGAUCCGAGUGGAUAUAGCUGGCUUUUAGUGAACAAGGAUGUAAAGCAAUUCUAUUGGGAAGAUUUUCAGAGAAGAUAUACAUGGGAUCCUCAUGCUGAGAUGUUGAUCAAGACCACUUGGAAAAAAGUUGCAGCAUCCCACUACAAUAAGACACUUAAUAAGUGGAGAGAUAAUUGGAAAAAAAAGAAGCAAAUUCCUCAAGGUGUUAAAGAUGAUAUUUGGGAUACAUGGCUUGCUAGGUGGGAAUCAGAUGAUUGGAAAAAAAAAUCUAAAAAAGCUUCAAAGAAUAGGCUUUCAGAACCUGGUGGUAUUGGCACUGGUAUAGCUAAGCAUACAGGAGGUUCUAGAUCUAUUUUGGAGCAUACCAAAUUGAUGGAAAAAGAGAAUGGUAGAGUGAUGAAUCCAUGGGAAGUUCAUCAAAAGUUGCAUAAGAGAAAAGAUGGAUCAUUUGUUGAUAGCAAAUCAUCAAUUAUUAAUGAUAAGAUGAUAAAUGCUGUAGCUAUCGCUAGUCAGCCACAAGAAGAUGGGAGUGUGCCAGAAGUUGAUAUUCACUCGCUUUAUUAUGAUGUUGUUGGCGGGGCAAAAAAGAAGCAAGUGUAUGGAUUAGGCUCGCAGGCAUCAGUGUUUUAUCCGCAUAGUUUUUCCUCUACUUCUUCUGGAUAUAAAUCAGAUGAAGAGCACAUGAAGCAGAUGAUAGAGCAACAUUUUAAUGAUCAACAACAACAUCUUACGAAGCAGCUAGACACUUUACGUGAGCAACAAGAAUCCUUACGUAAGCAUCAAGAUGCAUUGCAGCAGCAACAACUUGAUUUAGCUAGAAGAGAGCAAGGAUUACAUGAUACUUUGCAGCUAGAGUUGGCUGAAAGAGAAAAAAGACUUCAGAAUACAAUGCUACUUCAGAUGCAAGAGAUGUGGAAGAAUAUGCAAAAUGGUAAGCCACCUAGCGGAGGGGCAUAGAUUUGAGGAUCGCGGGUCAUCUAGUUUUCUUUCUUAUUUUUAUUAUUAUGUUGUUUCGAUUGUACUUAUAUACGUUAAACUAUAAUGUAUUGAACAUACGAAUUGACUUUAAAUUUCAAUAUUAAGUUGUAUCAA
Messenger RNA from Mercurialis annua (annual mercury), 2711 nucleotides. RefSeq lists its product as uncharacterized. Lineage: Eukaryota; Viridiplantae; Streptophyta; Magnoliopsida; Malpighiales; Euphorbiaceae. The transcript has 10 exons. The record is from RefSeq and is a predicted model, not a curated record. Bases 1188 to 2576 code for a protein of 462 amino acids.